CAAUCAAACGCCUGGUUCGCUCCAGCGCCAUUAAGAUUCGCUCUAUUCCAGUAAUCCCGAUGUAUUUCAUUGGGAAUGAUCUAACUACGUAGCACGGGGACUGUUUUUUUUUUAAGAAGCUGGAUUAUUGGACAUAUAACCGAAACAACACUGAAAAGGCACCCCCUGUCUGUCUUGCCUCUCAGGAUGUCUAACAUGGUGUUACUGUAGUGGAGAGGACCGCCACCUUAUGAUCUGCAGACAGUGACUCGGCCAGUCGAUCACCAUGCCUCGCUUAAGUGUCAGUCCCAGCUCAAAGCCUAACUGGAGCCCUGUCUGGCUCAUCUGUGUUCUCCUGGGCCUCUCGGCUAUACACAUUCAUGCUAAAGAUGUCCUUACUGUACCCCAGCAGGUGAGCCUAUCAGCCAACAUGUAUACACAGCAACUAUCCAUAUCCUGGCUGGGAGGAGCAGCCACAACCUUUGACCUCAUGAUUCUAAGAACUGAAUUCAAUGAAACUGUCUUUUAUGAGACAGUGUCUGUGACAGUGAAUCAGGUGAGUGGUCUGCACCAGUGGAACUGGACCUCUGUUGAACCUCUGGAGUGUACCUCGCUGUCGAUCAAAAUCCGCUCAAGAGAUGGACAGACAACAAGUGAAUGGAGCAACACUGAGAUACUUCAAGGAAGCGAUCUCCCCAGCAAUGAAAAAUUUCAGAUGUACCCCCAGGACAGAGUUGUACAUGUGGGGGCCAACACCACUUUCUGUUGCAUUAUGGAAGAGGGGAAAAACUUUGGAACCAUCUACUACGGCAACACAGUCAUGAAUGCAACACGCCUGAGUAGGCGAAGUUAUGCCACUACAGCGUUUAAUCAGGGACCAUCCGGCAGGACGGGAACCAACGUCUACGUUAACGACAACCCACAGACAAAAGUGACUGGAGCAGUGGUGUUUGUUGGAUAUCCACCACUGCCCAGUGAUUUUGUGUGUGAGACUCGUGACUUGACCUCAGCUGUGUGCCAGUGGAACGAAGGACGAAACACAUACUUGUAUGCCAAACGAGGAACGCGCUACUCUCUUAACAAGAGGAACUGUAGCAGCCAACAGCAGAAGCAGCAAGAGUGUAGUGUGGACCAUUGGGAGGGUAACUUGACACUGUUAGCUGUGAAUCCUCUCGGCCAGUACAGCCUCACUGACUCUGCUGAACUCAGUCACAGAAUCCGUCCAGUAGCACCAGCUAACCUGAACUCUUUCGUCCAUGAAUGGAAUGCCACUCUGCUGUGGCAGUGGAAGUACAACAGCUAUUCCUCCCUGGCUCUUGUCUGCCAGGUAGAGCUUGCCUCCCAUGGGUACAAAACAGUGCGUACCUUCUCUGGUGUGGGUCUGCAGUCGGUGUUUCUAUCGGACCUGUAUCCUGAUGAGGAUUACACUGUUCAAGUCCGCUGCGGUGCCCAGCAGAAUUUUUGGAAGUGGGGAACCUGGAGCGAACCAUUUUCCUUCAGAACCAACACUUAUGUUCCAGAUGCUCCUGAUGUGUGGAUGUGGAUGAACAGAGACAACACUGGGCAGGUCAUUUGGAAGCCUCUGACUCGAAGACAAAGCCAUGGUCAGAUCACAGGUUAUGAAGUUACUCUCUGGAGCCUUGAAGAAAAUCUACAGCACACAGAAAUCUUUUCACCGGAUACUUCUGCUGCUCCAAUCAACCUCACACAGAUUGCUACCUUCAGUGACAAGGUCAUAGCAACCGUCAUUGCAAAGAAUGCUGAUGGGGUGUCUCAGCCUGCAAGUGUACUUAUACCUCUACGUUUGACAGCAGUCAUGAAACUUUGUAGCAAAACUUGUUGCCACCAUGGGUUCCCCAGCAUAAACACAUACACAGCAGUGUGUUCCAAAGAUGUGAAACCCCUCGUGGCAGUUUAUGCGGACGGAGGUUUCCCUCUGUUCUGGCAGGGCGAUGCCAAUGCCACCUGUGGUUAUGUGGUAGAAUGGCAUGAUUCCUCCUGCAUGUGGGACUGCGCUGUGGAUUGGGUCAAGGUGGCCGCUGGAAACACUAAUGUCUCUAUUGAAUCAGCCAACUUCCAGCAGGGUGUGAGGUACAGCUUUUCCCUGUACAGCUGCUCCUCGGAGGCCCCAGAGCUGCUGCAGCGCUGGCAGGGAUACACGCAGGAGCUGGUCCCUUCUAGUUCUGUCCCUCUGUCAGCCAGACAGCAGGACUCUGAUAUUCUCCUUACCUGGGGAGAGAUCCCACUGGUCAACAGAAGAGGCUUCCUCCUGGGCUACAACAUUUACAUCAGUAAUGGCUCCCAGCUCACACUUUUAGCCAAUCUGUCAGACCCAGGAAGCAGGAACUACACUGUAAAAGGUUUCUCCUAUAAAAAGGGCUCCUAUAAAUUUACUGUCAAGGCCUACACCUCAGCAGGCGAGGAUACGGGCGGCACUGCCUCCGUAACGCUGGAGCCAUACACUGAUUGGCUCAUCCUGGAAAUCUUGGCUUCUCUGGGAAUCACAACCUUAUUCCUGUUCAUUGUCACCUUCAUUUGCUACAAGAAAAGGAAAUGGGUGAAAAAGGCAUUCUAUCCAGACAUACCUGAGCCCAAGCUGCCUGGUGAUUGGUCCAGGACACAGGGGCCGUUGGAUUUGAAGCCGUCUCCCCACAGUAUGGUCCACAUUGUAGAAAAGCCUGAGUGGGAUUCUAGUAAAGAAGUGCUUGUUGUCAUUCCUGAAGAAGACGAGGAUGAAGACGGGCAGGGUAUUGGAGACGAGCCAGUUGACACAGAUGAGCCAACCUCAUUACGCUACUACAACCAAGUGGUAGAUGAGCGGCCCAUUAGACCGUUUUCCCCAGACUCCUCUGCUUCCUCUGCAUCUUCUUUGGAUUCAGCACGCACCGAUGUGACAUACACAGGGAUUCAGACCUCAGGGUCUUCUUUGGUCUUCCAGCUGGAUUCACAGGGCUCCUCUGAGGGCCACCAACCCCAGGCUGAUCUGUCUGUCAGCUGUGGAGGUGGAGGAGGGGGUUACCGACCCCAGAUGCAACCUAGAGCCCCAAGUGAUGACAUGGGCUUAUCUUCACACGAGCCUUUCCUAGAGCCUCAGGCUGCCAGUGCUGGGGGCUACAAACCCCAGAGCUCCUGGCAUUUGGACUCCCCUGUAGAGGCUGAGGAAAGUGGUGGCCUGGCACCCUCUCUUGGAUCCCCCACCUCUGUUGCUUCCACUCAGUUCCUCCUCCCUGAUGGAGCGGAACAUGCAGAGGAGAAACGACAGCUGUCAUCAUCUGCAGCAACCUGGUUCACCAACCUGCUGUCAUCCACAAAACCGUGAUUUCAUUUCUCUCUCACUCACUCGCUCACUAGCAGCCAGGCCAAGGGGGUUAACAUAAAACUUUCAGAUUCAUUACUGUUACCAGUGUCAUGCAUCAAACAAGCCUAGCCCAUAUGGUCUAGGUAAAUAUCGCCUCUGAUGUAACACUACAUUCUUAUAGUGGCACUUUGACAGCAGGUUAAUUAUGCUAUUUAAGGUGUUUAUUCCAAACAUAAAGAAAUACACAUAUACUGUAGUUAAUUUUCUCUUUCAUGCAGAUAUAAAAGAUAUCAAAAUCUGUAUAUUUAUACAUCAAAACAUUUCUAUUCUGACAACAAAUCUCAUCAAAAGAUUUCUUCAUACCUCUUUUCCACCAUAUUUAUUGCACACCCUGGCAACCUGGUGGCUGUUACGUCCUCUCACUGCCUUUUCAGUUUGAGUUUCAGUUGAGUAUAUCCAGUUUUUUGCUUGCAUUUCUAAUGUUUUUAUUUUUUGUGAUGUGAACUAUACUACAGAAGGAAACUGAAAGCAAGAAAGUUUCAAACCGAAGAACACUACAAAAGAACAGUUUCAGUAGAAAGUAGUUAAGUAGACAGAAAACUUCCCCCUCAUUAAUAUCCAUGUCUUCUGCUGGUUGGUUAUUGAGUUAAUCAUGCCUGUUUUCUUGCUUGACAGCUGAUGAGCUACUGAAUUGGGGGGAGGCAUGUUUACUUUUAAAGAAACUAUACAAUUUGAAAGGUAUGUAAAGAUGGCAAUGUAGCUCUCAUCCUUACAGACGUGAUCUAUUUUUCACAAAUGAACAGUGAGAUGUUACUUGAAUGAAUGAGAACAGUUGUUAUUUUACAUAGAUACAGGAGUGGUGCUUUCUAUUGUCUGGGAUUGUAUGGGUGAUGAGCCCAGUGGAUAUACACUGAUAUAAGCUAGAACAUAAAUACAAACUGAUGUAAUUUAAUGAACGAACACAUUAUUGUGUAUUAUGUUACUUUUGAGAUUUCUGUUGUUGUUUUGUCUUCCUUAACCAGUAGGGUUUUUUUUUUUUUUCAUUCUUUUUGUUUUCUUGUUAAGAAGCUCAUUUCAGUCAGACCAGUGUCCUUUUGUUAAUAUAAUGUUAAUGUGUCGGGCAUUAUCAUCAAGCUGAUGAUUGGUAUUGAACAAAUUAUGAAAAUUAACUUGGAUGGGUUAUUACAGUGUUUAAAUUGCCUUGAUAAAUGUAAUGCUUCCAUUAGUUUGCACCAUAUCACAUUUCACCCACUGCCUUGCUCAUAAAUGUUAUGUUUAGUGAAAAAGAAUAUCUUAAUGUAAUGCAGUUCAGAACUGAUUGGAAAUUUAUUUUGUUGGACAUACAACAGAUUCCACUGCCACUGAGCGUAAUGUACAAAGGAUGUUUUAAUUAAAUUUUAGUACAUGCUGAAAUUUCUAAACUUUGGUUGCAUUAUAAUUGCAUUGAUAUUACUCUCAGCCCUCUCAGUAUAUUUAUGUGGAUGUGAAGAAUUAUUUUUAUUUGAACCAGUUGCUUUAUUUUCAAGCCCAGAGAGAUGGCUGAUAAUGCAUUUGAUGUUGAUUUGCUGUGCUUGGAAGUGUGUUUAUUUUUAGGGAGAUCUAAGUCUACAUUACAUUUAAUGUUUUUUUAUUUUAUUUACAUUUUUUUAAUGUGACUAGGAUCUUUUCAUUACAAAUUUUUCCUGAAGCCUCCUUGUAAAAUGUGUGAUUGGAAAAGAGGAUGAAGGAGAAAGCAUUUAAUGGGAAAUGACCAAAAAUGUCCAGAAAUGCUAUAAUUUAGCUUUUGUUGACUAAAAUGUGGGGAAAUGACCUUGUGGAUAUCGGUUGCUUGACAGCACUUUGGCAUCUCCAUAAUGGUGUCAAACAUAGCCUACUAAUUGCCCAAGUGCUCCACAUACUCCAUUUGCUCUCUACUCUUGUGUACAGUGUGGGUGUUAAGGACGCACCAUUGGCAUUCAAAAGCAUCAUUAUGCAAAUAUUAGCCUUCGAAUCCAGUGAUAACCAGGAUGUUUAUUUUAUCAUGUUCUUAAGAGUCUAGCCCUGGCUUGCCUGUGUGGCAGCCUGUGGUCUGUUGUUUCUCAGUGCCUCCAGCCAACAAGCUUUAAGUAAAACUACUGUGACAUAAAUGAUGAUUUAGAUUAACUAUAAUCGAUAGCUUCAUUGAUGAACUGAUAACAGGCAGGCAGUCCUCUUUGACUACGGAGAAAAUGUAUCCCUUCUUUCUCUUUAUGUUGUCACACUGAUCUGAAUUUUUACUUGAUUAAUGGGGCAAAAUGGUUAAAAGAAUUUUGUCAAAAGCUACACUUUGCACCAGUCAAAUUAAGUAAAGAGUGAACCAGCCUGUUGCAUUGUGUAAGAUCAGUGAUCACUUCAAGGCAGUGGUAAAGGGGGGAUAUAAUUUUGAGUACUUAAACAUGGCUGCAGAUUCUAUUCAUUUGAAGCCUGAACAAACAAGCAGGGUUUUGGAGACAAACCUAUGAACGCUGUGUGUUACAUUUUACAUUUAUGUUGAUUUGGAUCAACAAAAUGGCACCUUUUUUUUUUUUUUCUCUGUUUUUAUACAACUAACUGUACAUAAUUGUAAUUUUCUUUCAUUUAUUCCCUUCUGACAAUACAAAAUCUUAUGUUGAUUUACAUUGGAAAUGAUACUCCAUAUACUACAACAGGCAGAGUUAAUGUUGACUAACCAGCUUUCUUAUAAUAAAGGCAAAUGUUUGUGUUGAUGACACCAAAUAUAUAUAUAGAGUCCUAUGAAAUGUAGAGGCAUCACACUGUAUAUUUGUUGUGUGUUUAAACACAUGGAAUUGUUUCUAAAUGUGUCGGUCAGUCAUGUAAACUUAAUCAGAAUUGUGAUCCUGUCUUCUAAUAAUAUUUUAGCCUGCUUUGCAGUCUUAUCUUAUCACAGCAGUGUCGCUUUGCCAGUAGGGCUAGAUUACUCACCAUGCAGACUCAUAUAUGGCAACUGUUGAUAUGAUGCAAUUUUACAUUCAGGCCACUACUUUUUUCCAUUAUCCAUAUACAUUUUUAAUUGGAGCUUGUGAUUACUGUGUAGAACAUUACUGACUUACACAUUGUCAUCUCUUGCCCUAGAUGUUUUUGCGAAAUCAGUGCAUGCUGUAUAAACUAUUACUACAAAAAAAUGGCUCAUAAAUCCUUAAAACUCGAUGUUUAUGUUACCGUAUGGCUUUAAAACACUCACACUGACUAAUGUGCAUGACAACAUGACUUAAGUAUUGUGCACCUGAAAAAGGCUUUCAUUUCUGAAAAUGCUUUUAUAUUUCAUGAUAUUUUGCAAAACAUUUUACUAUUGAUUGAAUGAAAAGAGAAGAGUGCUUCUGAGUGAAUAAAUAAAUGUUAACACUAAUAACAAAAUGAAAUGCUACUUGUUUAAAGGCAAUAAAGUUAUUCAUCUGA
Siniperca chuatsi (mandarin fish) is the source of this 6691-nucleotide messenger RNA. It is a transcript of the gene lifra, whose product is annotated as LIF receptor subunit alpha a. Gene Ontology annotation, molecular function: protein binding; cytokine receptor activity. NCBI's taxonomy places the organism in Eukaryota, Metazoa, Chordata, Actinopteri, Centrarchiformes, Sinipercidae. Bases 266 to 3298 code for a protein of 1010 amino acids. The transcript has 19 exons. Gene Ontology annotation, cellular component: external side of plasma membrane. Gene Ontology annotation, biological process: cytokine-mediated signaling pathway. The record is from RefSeq and is a predicted model, not a curated record.